AGUGUUAAAAAAAAAAACAGGAGACGGUAAGAAAAAAAAAGAAGAGAGAGAAAGAGAGAGAGAAGGGUAAGAAAAAUUCAAGGCGUGAGGUUGUCGGGAACCAAUCUGGAAGGAAGGAGAGGAGGGUGCAGAAGAGACAAAAGGAAGGAGAGAGAGAGAGAGACAGCGAAGACGAUGGCGAUGUUAGAGAUCAUGAGCAUUAUUGGGACAAUCAUGGUUCUUAUGCUACUCCUCCUCAUCAUCCUUUUCGUCUGCAAGCCAUGGCGCUUCCUUCCCCGUUCCCCUUUCUCUACCUUCAAGGUGGGGGAUUUGCAUAGACCGCUUGUAUCUCAUCAUGAUGAAUCUUUGAUCCAAGGCCAAACCAGUGAGGUCUCAAGGGAAUUUGAUUUAGAGGAAGCUUGCUUCCAAAACGAAGAGCUUUUGCGUUCUUCUCUCACUGAAGAACAUAUUUACAAACAAAGGCUUCCUUCUUCAUCUUCCCAUCUCAACCAAGGUGAAAGCUUUGAUCUACAAAUAAUAUCUGAACCUCCUGACAAUGCUUUGGUGGGGGAGACGCUUAAGCAUCCAGCUGAAAAACUUAGUUUCCAAGAGGAUAUACUUGAUUUGGAAAAGGAUAUACUUUCCGAGCUUCCUCCAAGAGUUGUUGUUAAAGAUCAAAGAAGUUGGUUGUCUCUUGAGGUCAUUGCCGGUCCUUCCGUUGGGCUUCAAUAUGCUGUGCACUCCACAAACACCUCCAAGCUUCCAGUGAAGCUAGGAAGGGUUUCUUCUGAUAUGAUAUUGAAGGACUCUGAAGUUUCAGGGAAGCAUGCUCAAAUAACAUGGAACUCUACUAAAUUGAAAUGGGAGCUGGUAGACAUGGGCAGCCUAAAUGGAACUCUGUUGAACUCUCGGUCAGUAAGUCAUCCUGAUCUAGGCAGCCGAAAGUGGGGUCACCCUGUCGAGCUUGCAAGUGAUGAUAUCAUAACUUUGGGAACAACUUCAAUGGUCUCUGUCCGUAUCUCAUCUCAGAAUGAGUUUCAGACACCGUUCAGAAUUGGUGUGGCCUCGGAUCCCAUGGCUGCACGUCGAGGAGGCAGGGAACUUCCAAUGGAAGAUGUUUGUUAUUACAAGUGGCCGCUUCCUGGUGCUAAUAAGUUUGGGCUGUUUUGUGUUUGUGAUGGACAUGGGGGAGCAGGGGCUGCUCAAUCCGCAAUAAAAAUUAUUCCUGAGGUUCUGGCGAAUAUUUUAUCAGACUCUCUGAAGAAGGAGAAAGUGUUAUCACAAGGAGAUGCUUCGGAUGUCCUGAGGGACGUACUUGUGAAAACAGAAGCUCGCUUGGAUGAUCACCAAUAUGAGGGUUGUACAGCUACUGUUCUCUUGGUUUGGAAAGACAGUGAAGAACAUUUAUUCGCACAAUGUGCCAAUCUUGGGGAUUCAGCAUGUGUAAUCAACCAUGAUGGGAGAUAUAUACAAAUGACUGAAGAUCAUCGAGUGACUAGCUUGACCGAGAGAAGAAGAAUUCAAGAAGCAGGGCUAUCUUUGAGAGAUAAAGAGACUAGGAUCUUUGGUAUAAACCUUGCGAGGAUGCUUGGAGACAAAUUUCCAAAGCAGCAAGACGGUCGGUUCAGCGCAGAGCCAUAUAUAAGUGAGCCUUUGCGUAUCGAUCAAUCUAGUAAAGAUGCGUUUGCUGUAUUGGCUAGUGAUGGGUUAUGGGAUGUGGUGAGUCCGAAGAAAGCUGUGCAGCUGGUGCUUCAGAUGAGAGAGAACGAGAGUAGUGCAGAGAAAAUAGCAAACGGUCUGCUGAACGAAGCUAGAGUGAUGCGUACAAAGGAUAAUACCUCCAUUAUUUACUUAGAUUUCGAUACUUCCUUGUAAUGUGUCUAUUAAUAUAUUUGGGAAGUGGUCUGUCUUUUGUGUAAAAUCUUCUUUUAUUUAUACAUGUGUUAGUAUCA
Molecule: messenger RNA, 1931 nt
Organism: Brassica oleracea var. oleracea
Lineage: Eukaryota; Viridiplantae; Streptophyta; Magnoliopsida; Brassicales; Brassicaceae
Product: protein phosphatase 2C 70-like
Exons: 13
Coding region: 175-1854 (559 amino acids)
Biological process (GO): protein dephosphorylation
Molecular function (GO): cation binding; protein binding; protein serine/threonine phosphatase activity
Source: RefSeq, a predicted model, not a curated record